Messenger RNA from Plectropomus leopardus (leopard coralgrouper), 3952 nucleotides. RefSeq names its product ring finger protein 34a (gene rnf34a). Gene Ontology annotation, molecular function: ubiquitin protein ligase activity. Gene Ontology annotation, cellular component: cytoplasm; plasma membrane. The record is from RefSeq and is a predicted model, not a curated record. Gene Ontology annotation, biological process: protein K48-linked ubiquitination; negative regulation of extrinsic apoptotic signaling pathway via death domain receptors; proteasome-mediated ubiquitin-dependent protein catabolic process. NCBI's taxonomy places the organism in Eukaryota, Metazoa, Chordata, Actinopteri, Perciformes, Serranidae.
CGCUCGGGUCCACAUCGUUACUCUCGUCACAUCAAGACGCAUUCAGGCAAUUAAAGGAGUGAUGCUUCACACUGCGAUGUUUACACCGUCAGCCUCCUCUUUCACAUCAGAAACGCCGGAGCUGCAAUGAAGGCAGGAGCCUCGUCCAUGUGGGCUUCAUGCUGUGGUCUGCUGAAUGAAGUUAUGGGUACUGGGGCCGUCAGAGGCCAGCAGCCAGGGUUUGGAGCCGGUGCUGGACCCUUCAGAUUUGCCCCCAGUGCGGGAUACUCCACAUACCCGCCCACCAGCUCAGGGAGUCCCAGUCUUGUAUGCAAGGCCUGUGGUCAGGCCUUCUCAGUCUUCAGGAGGAAGUAUAUUUGCUGCGACUGCAAGAAGAGCUUCUGCUCGUUGUGCUCCGUGCUUCAGGAGAAUCUACGCAUUUGUGCCACAUGUCAUUUGCUGAAGGCAACGUCCUUUCAGCGGCCGCGGCUCAUGCGCCUACGAGUCAGGGACCUGCGUCAGUACUUGCUGCUCCGUAACAUCCCCACCGACACCUGCAGGGAAAAAGAAGACCUGGUGGACUUGGUGCUCUGUCACCGAGGCAUUGAAGAAGAGGAGGACCCUGAAACUGGCAGCCUCCACUCACGUUCGCUGUAUACGCCGACCCCUUCCACCACGCAGUCAGCCUCAGAGCUGUCAGCUUUCGUCGCCUCUCAGGAGGAGCGGCUCAGCAGGAGUGAUAGCUCUGAUACCAAUCAGGAUAUAGGCGAUGCCACAUCUGUGUCUCUCCUCAACUUGGACCCCAGUGAACACACCCCUGAGGUUAGUCCUCAGACGCGACGUCGGGCCAGGGCAUCCCUCUCAGACAUCUCCAGCUUGAGGGACAUCGAGGGCCUGUCUGUCAGGCAGCUGAAGGAGAUCCUGGCCAGGAACUUUGUAAACUAUUCAGGGUGCUGUGAGAAGUGGGAGCUGGUGGAGCGUGUCAGCAGGCUGUACAGAGAGACGGAGGAGAACAGGAAAUCAUUGGAAAAUGUGAGCAGUACUGUAACCACAGUGGUGGCCUUCCCCCCUCCUAUCUGCAACGGUGCCAUCGGAGAUGGCGAGAAGGGCCCGCUGACGAUCCACGACGACAACCUCUGCAGGAUCUGCAUGGACGCUAUGAUCGACUGCGUUCUCCUGGAGUGCGGUCACAUGGUCACAUGCACCAAGUGCGGCAAAAGGAUGAACGAGUGUCCGAUCUGCAGGCAGUAUGUUGUGAGGGCCGUGCACGUCUUUAAAUCCUAAUAAACCCCUGCAACACCGCAGCACCUGCUUCAGAGCAGCAGCUCAGACUGAGACUGUACCGUGAAUCAACCAUGCAGCUCAUAACCUUUGAAUCCCCAAAAGACUUAUUUUGUGGAUGUUCCAUGUUUGUAUUCCCUAAAACUCACAUUAUUUGCACAUUGAAAUAUUAUGAGAGAUGUGUUUUUCUUAAGAAUUUGACUUCAGUUUCACCAGUGGGCAAAGCGUAGGAUCGUACCCUCCGAUGAGUCAUUCCUCAAGUAAACAUAUCUCUAAUCUGUGUUCAUUCCUAAGUGUCUGUUUUGCUUUUUCUCGCAAUUUUUCAAAGCAAAGAAUGUGUGGCACUCAGCCGCGUGCAGUCCUGUUAAACACAACUCAUCACCUUCAGAUCUGCCUAUAAACUGUAGCUUAAGAGCACCUCUCUUUACAACUGCUGCAAGCGACUACAUAUCUUAGUAACACCGAGGACAGGUGCACACCUGACCUGACCACAGCAGAGAGGGUGAGUAAACAAGGUGCCAAAUAAUGGGUCAUGCCCUUAUGCUUCUCACCCAUUUUUUUCCCCUCUCGACUGUGUGAGUCAGUGUGCAGCUGUUAAUUUUUCAGCAUGUUUUAACAGAAAGCACUUCGUUCACACUGUGUGUUAACGCACCACGACUCACAACCCACUGAAAACUAUAACCAGUAAUGGUAGCUGAGGUAGCAUAUGGACAAAUACUUGUCCAAAUUUAAAGGUUAAUUUAGGUAUUUUUCAAUCAGGACCCCGUUUUCCCAUGUUUUGUGUCUAAAUGACCAGUGGAAACAAGAGUUUUUCAAAAUUGGUUCAAUAUUCAGUGAUGGAAAAGCAGCCGUCAGCAGGCUGCAAUGUAGCCACCCAAGGCAUCCACUGUCCAUUUCGUCCACUAAAAGUGUUCGCGUUUGCACUGACAGGCUUAGAUUGUUCAAAAAGUGUUGACAAAACCACAAAAGGGAUCCCUACAGAGAUAGACCUCUUGGUUAAAGAGUGAGAUCCUUUUUGUGUAACCAAAAAAAGCCCCUAAAAAGCUAUCGCAAAACCUACCAGAUUCCAUAGAAAUUAAUAGUAAUUUAAUCAUCAUAAACUACAUUUAAAGUCAACAGAAACAAAAUAAAACUCAUAAAACUGUCUUGGUUCAUCAUUCCACUAUUCUGACAAUUGCCAACUCUGGUUUAGCUGAAAUGAACCCAUAAUUCACUCAGUUAGAUGUGAAAAUAUGCUGACUCUAUACAAGCUCAAAACUGUUUAUUUAAAUGGAGUUUGGUGGCUUUGGUGAUAGCGAUGUUUCUGGAUCUUGCUCUUUAAUAAAAAGGUCUAUCUCUGUAUAAUGUCCAUAAUGUCCAAUAUUUAGAAUAAUAAUAUGAGCCUGUCAGUGGCAAAAAAAAACUAUUUUAGUGGAAGUAAAUUGACAAUUCAUAAUUGCCCUGAGUUGUUACAUUGCAGCCUGUUUUGCUGCAGCCGGCUGCAGUUCUCUCGCUCAAUACUGAACCAGUUUUUAAAAAUGUUGUUCCCUUUAGUUACUUUGACACAAAAACAUGGAAAUAGUCCAAGGUUGAAAAAUCCCAAAGUUACCCUUUAAGCUUGAGGGAUUAAAUCUGGAAGGCAACUAACUUUGUUUCUGUCAGGGAGAAAAGGUGAAAUCACUGAUCUUGUGUUUCUUUCAAGUUAAAGUGUUACUCAGCACACAAAUGGGCAGCGGCUCUGUCGUUGUGGCUCGAGGAUUUUGCUGAUUGAUAUUAGUGAUUUACAAUGAAAUCGAUGCAUUAUUAAUUAUAAUCACUUAUUUUGUUAUAGAUGCGUGUUAUAUUACUGCAUUACACAUUUAAAUAGUCAUACAAAGUCUGUCAUUACAGCAAUAGCUAACAUCCGCUGUCACCUCUGUGUCUGCACCUUAGUGGAGACAAAAGACAAAAACCGGUGCUAACUCAUCCAACCACCAUCCCCAUUUUCCAGCUGAACUGUGGAUGUGAAACUAUGAAUGUUUUUUUUUGUUUGUUUGUUUUGUUGUUUAUUGUCAUGAGUGGAAUGAAGUGUCUUAAUGCUUUUUGGUUGAUUUUUCCCUCAUGUAGGAGUAAUGUAUUGAACUAACUAUUCAAUGACUUAGCUUUGAGUUUACUGACACCUGUGGUAUAGAAAGUAUAUAGAAAUAAUGACUUGCUAAUGUACAUUUGCAUAUAAUGAUCCAUAUGAGAUGUAUAUAUCUAUAUUUUUUCCAUUUGAUUUAAAUUGUGUAAUAUCAGAUAAUUGAAAUGUCCCUGGGAUUGGGUUAGUUUAUUAUUACAGAGUUCUGUUUUCAUGUCAAGUGGUUAAAAAAGUGUUUGAUCUGCAUAGGUUUGCUUGAACUUAUUGUCCCUCUUGAACCAGAGCAUGACAAGAACCUGUAUGACACCAGUUAUGUUAUUCCUCUCAUCUUCACCUAUAAAACUUCCUGUUUUAUUUUCUCUCGCCCUAUUCCUGCUCAUUUAGAAGAAUCCGGCUCUUAACUGUACCCACACAAAGUCAACAUUGCUGCUAUUACAGUAAAGAUGUCCCCAACAAUCAUGAACAGUAGCGGAGCAGGUUGCACUUUUCCUUUAGAGAGGGUGUAAUUGUGUGCAAGGUUUGGUCUUUGUAUUUGGGAAUGUUGAACUUUUUAUUUUGGUAAUUAAAGAUUUUAAUUAAAGUCUGUUUUUUAUA